CUUCCGCAGCCGCCGGGCCGAGCCGGGCCAGGCCAGUGCCCCCAUCCUCCUCGUCUCCGGUGCGGGCCGGGCGCGCCGGGGCGGGCCCGCAGCGGGACGGCCCCGGGCCGACUCCGCCCCGGCCGCGCGGAGCUGGCACGGCAGGGGAAGAUGGCGGCGGCGGGCGGGGGCGGCGCCGCGGUGUCGGUGUUGGCGCCCAGCGGGCGGCGGGUCACGGUGCGGGUGGGGCCCGGCACGGUCCUGCUCCAGGUCCUCGAGGAGGUCUGCAGGAAGCAGGGUGGCAGCCCUGGCGAGUACGGCCUGAAAUUUCAGAGGAAUGUUUUGGACCUCUCUUUGCAGUGGAGAUUUGCUAGGCUGCCCAACAAUGCCAAACUGGAGAUGGUGCCAGUCUCCAACAGAGCAGUAGCUGGAACCACGGUCCGGAUAGCAUUACAACUUGAUGAUGGCUCCCGUUUGCAAGACACCUUCCUCUGCCAACAGACCUUGUGGGAACUUCUUAACCAUUUUGCAAAGAUCAGGCUGGUUGACUCCUUCUCAGUUCAGUUUCUUUUGUUACUUCAUGCUGGGCUAAAUAGGGAGUUGAUGGAACAGCAUGGUGAAUUGUCUCCAGUCUGUAUUUACAUGCGAGAUGAGAUAUCAGGAAAAGAUGCCCUGGAGAAGACAACACUGAAAUCACUUGGCCUGAUUGGAGGCAAUGCCAUUGUCAGAGUUGUCAUGAAGAAAUGCACUUCAUCUGUUGGGGAGCAAGUUGUGGGUGCCACGGUGCCUUGUAAUGAGCCAACAGUGAGGCGAGGCUCUAUGGAAGAAGCAGUGGAUGUGCCUCUACCUCAAGCAAGCACAGUUCCGAAGGACUUGGAGCACAGGGAUGUGGCUAUAUCUUUAAACAGCUGCACACACAAACAAGACUCAAUUAAAGAUUCUCAUGCUAGCUUGGAGGAGCUAUGGCAUUCCCCAGAGCCUGAGCCUACCCCAUUUGUCUCUUUCUUUGGAGAUGGAGAGUGUCUGGGGGACUCUCCUGCAGCUGUACCAUCUUCAAAGUUGCCAACAACUUUUUCCAGCCCUGCAGGCCCUUCUAAGCCAAAGAAAUCUAAGAACAGCCAAGAACUGCGAAAGGAGCAAGAACAGCUUGUAGAACGAGAGCCCCUUAUAUGUCACCUAGACCUACUAGAACAACUUCCUGAUGCCCCAGAAGAGCUCCCUGAUGAAUUUUUUGAAGUCACAGUGGAUGAUGUACGGAAACGUUUGGCACAGCUGCAGAAUGAGAGGAAACGCCUGGAAGAAGCUCCACUGAUGACAAAGUCUUUGAAGGAGUCCCAGCUGAAGGAGAAGUUGGAGCGUUACCCAAAGGUGGUGUUGAGAGUUCAUUUUCCAGACCGCCAUGUCCUACAGGGGUUCUUCCAUCCCACUGAAACUGUUGGUGUUUUGAGAGACUUUGUAAGAAGCCAUCUUGCUGAUGCAGAGUUGCCAUUUUAUUUAUUUGUUGCACCUCCCAGAAUCAUCUUGAACGAUGAAAGUCUGACGCUGUUUGAGGCUAAACUUUUUCCAACUGCUGUCAUUCAUUUUGGAUCAGAGGAGUGCAGGGCUUGUUACCUGAAAUCGGACCUGCUGAGCUCUGCAGUUUCUCCUUCUGCAGCUGAUUUAUUAGUAACCAGAUCAUUAGUUUCUUCUGCUUCAUCAACUUUAGCAUCAGUGGCUCCAUCUGAACCAGAAGUGAGAAGUGACAAAAAGACCAUUGAGCAGCCAGAAGCAGCCAGCACUCAGGGAGCUCUGCAAGUAUUUAGAAAGGCCCCUGGGAAAAUACCCAAAUGGCUGAAGCUUCCAGGUGGAAAGAGAUGAAGGAUCCUGGGCUGCUGGAUCACUGCGCAGCUGUCAGCUGUGCCCUUUUCUCCACAAACUUACUAAGAAUGUGUAAAAUGUGUUGGUGGGCCUGGAGAGAUCUAAUCUGUAUGAACAUUAGUUAUGGAAAGAGAAUGGCUAUUUGAGAUACCAGUUGGACCUGCUGAAGGAAUGGAGAGCCUGUUUGUGGUCUUUGUGACUACAGAAGCAAGGUUAGAGGCCAAAUUUAAGGUUUCUUGCAUGCAAAUAAUAAGAAUAGAGAAUUAAGGGGGGCAUGAUUCCUGUAUACUUUCUGCAAACGACUUUGUUUUUAUCCGUAUUUUUAAAUUCAUAUCUUCUCAGUUCCACCCUCAGAGAUCACUUGAGUCUAUCUGCCUGUAUUCUAGCAGCAAGAUACAAUCUGGUUCAGCUUUACCUAUAAUUGUUAAGUGGUGCCUAGAACAAGACUUCUCUUUGCCUCUUAGUGAUUAGGGUUAGUGCUGCUGAUAAGUCUGGACAUAGAUAGCUGGAAAAUGAAUGAAGAGGAAGUACUUAAAUUACUUAAACAAGUUCAGGUCAAUGAACUUUCCUGUGAAGCACUCAGGCUGCUGCACUCGUAUUGUGUUCAGUUGCCAGAAUCUUGCUGACAAGCAACACAGGUGUCUGUUCAUGGAAUGCCUGUUGAGCUUGUUUCUGCCUUAAGCUCUAGUUUUAUUUUCACUGUGUAUAAUUACCAUCAGUAAUUAGUUACAGCAAGGAAAAAACCAUUCAGUUAAAGGGUCUUUUCAAAUGACAGUUGAUUGGUGGCCUGAGUAUUCCCAGGGUAGCUGUGCUCUGCACCACAGUCAGUAUACAGGGAAAAGGCCCAGUCCAGAUUUUCAUCUCCUGCAGACAUCUUGGGGCAGGGAUGAAUAUUGAUUAGAAUUGCCCUUACAGUGGAGAUGAACUUUGUAGUGCCAUGGCAGUCAUGUGCUGGGUUUUAUUUGAAGUCUUCUCCAUGGAUCACUGAUCCAUGAAGAGCUGGGGUUUUAUGGUACAGUAAUACCAUGUUUUCCAUUUUCCUUGUUUCCUCCCUGCUCUACGUGUGCAUCUGCACAAUUUGUAGAUGUAAUAAAGCAGAGUGGCCAGGGGGGCCCCUUUGGUCGGUCCCUUUGAUAAGCUUCUUGCCCUGGCACUUGGUGUGUCUGUCAGUUCACAGGAAACUGCUCUCUUUUCAAUAGGCCUGUCAUGCCUUGUUCCCUUGCUCCCAUUUUUUUCAACAAAGCCAAACGAGCUUUGUACCAUCUGAAUGAAUUUCAGAGUGGCUAGAAAGGGCACCCUGGGUUCCUGGCACUUGUCAUUGUCUCCCUGGCUGGCCAACAUUUCCCUUCAGGUCUAAUUACUUCCAAAUGUUCACAGAUGCUUUGAAGAAACUUGGAGGGAGGGGGAGGAAUGAAAGAAAGGUGGAAAAGGAAGGAGAUUCAAAGCAGAAGGAGUGCAGAAUGCUUUAGCAAAAAGGGUGAUUGAUUUCUUAUAUGACACCCAAAUGUAAACAGGGAACCUGUGUGGCCCCUGGCAGUGGGAAUGUGAGAGCACUGUGCACAGCUCCUGUACUAAAUCCUCCCUGUGGAAAGUAAGCCCUUCUGCCACUUGAUAGGCUAUAAAAGACAUAACACAGCAAACCAAAGAACCAGUCAAAUAAUGUUUAGUUUAUUACUGUUUAGUGGAUCAAGUGUGGGCUGAGCCUACGCUACAUAGGACUGUUGGUAUCUUGGUUCAGGGUCUGUGUCAGGCUCAUUCAUGGUACACAAAUCAGAGGUAGACAGUAGCUAGAGCUGCCUUGCUGAAUUUAUACAGGAUAUACUGCAGGGAAACCAGGACCUAUUGCUAAUGAUAGGUGGUGAACUACUUGUGCUGGUGUUUUGGUUUCCAGGAUUAGAAUAUGCAGAAGCAGUGUGGUUGGGAGGAAGUUGCAGUAUGCCUUCAGAUGUAUCAGUCCUUAGUUUUUGAAGAGCACAGGUGAAAUCAGGUGACAUGAGGACAAUCUGCAUAACUGUUUUAAUUAUGUGAGUUUUUGUAAAGGGUUAGCACCAUAAGUAUCCCCUGCAAGUACUUGACAUGGGAAAACAAGUUUAGGGACAGAAGCAGCAAUAUGAGUAUUUCUGGGCCAGUUUCAUGCAUUUAAGUGUAGGGGCUUUACAUUUCUGACUGUAUUCCCUCAGGCAGUCCUGCCUAUGCUUAUCCCUUGUGUAACAUAGCUGUGCAUCAAACCCAGUUUAACCAAAAGAAUGAAAAAUUGCUACCUUCAAUAGCUAGACAACAGGUCUUAUUCCCCUUCCCUAUACAGUUACUUCUAGCUACUGCUGCUGCCAUUCAAUUGCUGCUUUACUGUGGAUGUCCACAUGAGCAGUUCUCUUCUGUGUGUCAGGGAAGGGAACUUGAGCCUUUUUAGGGCAGCAACUUUGAGACUGCUGUUUCAGUAGGAGUCAGAGUGGAGGCAGAGAUGACGAUCUGAAAUCUGGAAAAGGCAAGGAAGUAGGAGUGAAUUCUUUAAGGGGGAGAGGACACCCCCACAUUUAAAAUGGUGGGCUCUUUACUAAGGUACUUGCUAUAAGGAUUCCUGCUUUUCCAAAGAACAGCACCUGCACGUACCUGAUGAACUGGUUUUGUUUCAUUAUUACUUCUGCUAUAGUAGCUGAACUCAUCCCUGGGGUUUUAGGGCAUUCAGAGGUAAUAUCACUUGCUUUUUGAUUUUGCUAUUGCCUUUUUUUUUUUCCCAAUGGUUGUGGGGCUGAAGGCUGAACUAGGUCAGUUCCUUCAUUGCAUGUGUUGUACAGCUGAACAGUUGUCUCAGCUGAGAAGCUGCAGUGCUGAGGCCUGGGGACUGCUUAAGCUGGUACUGUCCCCAGAAUGUGUACUAAAAGUGCAGUUUUUCUGAGGUUUCCAAGUGGUUGUUGUCUUGAGGGAUGACCCCAAUAGAAAAGGAGAGCUCACUGUUGCUGAUACUGCAGCGAGCCAGCAGCAGGAGCAGCCCCGGAGCACGCCACCGUCAGCUGCGCUCCGUGCACGCAGCCGUGCAUGUCCCAGCAAAGCCCGCUGGGUUGUGUGGCUCCUGCCCACAUGUGUAAGGUUUCUUAUUUCACAGUGGCCCCCCCGCUGCCAGAGGGGCCAGGCUGUCCCAUGAUGUGGGAUUCUCACACAUGCAGUUUGUUAUUUUGUCCUUUUUUCUGUUGGUCCUACAAAGAUUUAGGGAAGAGGGUGGGUGAGGGGGAAGCUGCAAGUCUUUGAAGCAACUUGACUUUUGAUGAAUUGCAGCAAAGAGCCUACACAAGGAAGGGAGACUUGUUUUCAGCUUACUGAUGUUUCUUUGUGAGAACAAAUUUAUAGCAGAGGGGAAGCAGCCUCUGAGGAGAAUAUUGAAUGGUUAAAAGGUUUCAAGCAUUCUUUGAUGUCACAGCCCUGGAGAAAUACUGGAAGGUAGUGAAGGACAGACACUGUUUAUUUAUAAAAUAAAGAUCAGUUACCUGCUCUUGGCAAGA
Molecule: messenger RNA, 5333 nt
Organism: Prinia subflava (tawny-flanked prinia)
Lineage: Eukaryota; Metazoa; Chordata; Aves; Passeriformes; Cisticolidae
Gene: ASPSCR1
Product: ASPSCR1 tether for SLC2A4, UBX domain containing
Exons: 17
Coding region: 151-1836 (561 amino acids)
Biological process (GO): glucose homeostasis; intracellular protein transport
Cellular component (GO): nucleus; cytoplasm; vesicle membrane
Molecular function (GO): protein binding
Source: RefSeq, a predicted model, not a curated record